Periophthalmus magnuspinnatus is the source of this 1643-nucleotide messenger RNA. RefSeq names its product alkaline phosphatase-like. Gene Ontology annotation, cellular component: plasma membrane. The transcript is spliced from 11 exons. Gene Ontology annotation, biological process: dephosphorylation. The record is from RefSeq and is a predicted model, not a curated record. The coding region runs from base 14 to 1612 and encodes 532 amino acids. NCBI's taxonomy places the organism in Eukaryota, Metazoa, Chordata, Actinopteri, Gobiiformes, Gobiidae. Gene Ontology annotation, molecular function: alkaline phosphatase activity.
CCACAAGGUUCAAAUGGGUUUUUACUCACAUAUAGCCCACAACAUGGCCAACAAACAGACAUUUAUUUGGAUUGGAUUAUUGUUAUUUACUUUGGUGGAGAGGGGGACAUGUUAUUCUGAGGAGGAACGUCAGCCCAGCUACUGGAACAACAAAGCGAAACAGGCGCUUCACACAGCCCUCAAUGUCCAGCCUAACAUGCAUAAGGCCAAGAACGUAAUCCUCUUCCUGGGAGAUGGAAUGGGUGUACCCACGGUGACCGCAGCCAGGAUCCUCAAAGGGCAGCUGGCAGGGCACUCAGGGGAAGAGACCAGUUUAGUCAUGGAUACCUUUCCUCACCUUGCCCUGUCGAAGACAUACAACGUAGACCAGCAGAUGCCAGACAGCGCCGGCACAGCCACAGCGUACUUGUGUGGUGUAAAGGCCAACUAUGGGACUCUGGGUGUUAGUGCCUCAGCCCCAAGAUCCAACUGUAGUGAAUCUUUUGGCAAUGAAGUUACUUCUAUCCUGUAUCGAUCCAAGCAAGCUGGGAAAUCAGUGGGAAUAGUUACCACCACUCGAGUCCAGCAUGCCUCUCCUGGAGCCAGUUAUGCACACACGCCCGACCGAGACUGGUACUCAGACGCCGACCUGACCCCUGAGGCUGUCCAAAAUGGCUGCAGGGAUGUGGCCUACCAGCUGGUGCACAACACAGAAAUUGAUGUAAUCCUUGGUGGAGGACGUCAGUACAUGUUUCCCACAAAUGUACAAGACCCAGAGUAUCCAACCACGAUGGGAAACAGAUUAGACGGGCAGAAUCUCAUUAUGGAGUGGCUUAAAAAUAAAAAGAAUGUUAAAUAUGUCUGGAAUAAAGCAGAGUUUGAUAAGGUGAAUCCUAAAAAUACAGACUUUCUGAUGGGGUUGUUUGAGCCAAAAGACUGUCGUUAUGAGCUGGAUCGUGAUCCAAGCAUGGACCCGUCUCUUACUGAGAUGGUGGAUAAAGCUAUCAAGAUUCUAUCCAAGAACCCCAAGGGAUUUUUCCUUUUUGUAGAAGGGGGUAGAAUUGAUCAUGCCCACCACGCAGGAAGAGCACAGCGAUCUCUCCAUGAAGCAGUGGAGUUUGACAACGCCAUUGGCAGAGCAGCUGAGCUCACCAAUGAGUUUGACACCUUGAGUGUAGUCACUGCUGACCACUCCCACGUCUUUGCCUUUGGAGGACAUUCUGUCAGAGGGAAUCCAGUUACGGGGCUGUCUCGCUCAAUAGCGAAGGACAACAAGCGUUUCACGACGGCUGUGUAUGGAAACGGACCCGGAUACCAAAUUGGUGCAGAUGGAGUCCGUCCAGAUGUAAAUGAAACUGUUACACGUGACAAGGACUACCGGCAGCAGGCCCCUGUCCCUCUGGGCUCAGAAACACAUGGCAUUGAUGAUGUGGCCAUCUUUGCCAAGGGCCCCAUGUCCCAUCUUUUUCAUGGAGUCCAAGAGCAGAAUUACAUUGCACAUGUUAUGGCCUAUGCCUCCUGUGUACCGCCCUAUGAAGAGUGCAAACUGCCUGAAUACAACCAUGCAGCACCAGUGCACUCCAGUCUGUUACUGAUGCUACUUGGUGCUUUGAUUUAUUUCUGCACUUUUUAAAGUUUUAAAUAAUAUAUAAUUAAUAAUAAUA